Molecule: messenger RNA, 2465 nt
Organism: Acomys russatus (golden spiny mouse)
Lineage: Eukaryota; Metazoa; Chordata; Mammalia; Rodentia; Muridae
Gene: Adgrl4
Product: adhesion G protein-coupled receptor L4
Exons: 16
Coding region: 203-2422 (739 amino acids)
Biological process (GO): adenylate cyclase-activating G protein-coupled receptor signaling pathway; cell surface receptor signaling pathway
Cellular component (GO): membrane
Molecular function (GO): calcium ion binding; G protein-coupled receptor activity
Source: RefSeq, a predicted model, not a curated record
GCCCACGCUGUUUGGGUGAAGGGGCCUGGCUGCCAGACUUGGCCUGCAGAUUCUGGGCCGUGCACACAUUCACACAAAAGAAGCCGGAAAGUGACAGGAGGAAGCUGUGCGUCACAGGGCACUGAGCGGGACCCAGCCGUGCCUGCCCCGCUCCAGGACAGACCCGCACUGCUGCCUUGAGCCCUCAUCUGAGCUGCUUCCAAUGAGACUCCUCCUGCUUGUAGUGGGUUUCUCCACUUUGCUGAAUUGUUCCUACACACAAAAUUGCACCAAGACACCGUGUCUCCCAAAUGCCAAGUGUGAAAUCCACAAUGGCAUGGAAGCCUGCUUCUGCAGUCAGGGCUUCGCUGGAAAUGGUGUCACAAUCUGUGAAGAUAUAGACGAGUGCAGUGAGUCGGCUGUCUGCGGUGACCACGCUGUGUGUGAAAACCUGAAUGGAGGAUUUAACUGCUUCUGCAAGGAAGGCUACCAGACUGCCACCGGGAAGUCGCAGUUCACACCAAAUGACGGCUCUUACUGCCAAGAUAUAGACGAGUGCAGUGAGUCUGCUGUCUGCGGUGACCACGCUGUGUGUGAAAACCUGAAUGGAGGAUUUAACUGCUUCUGCAGGGAAGGCUACCAGACUGCCACCGGGAAGUCGCAGUUCACACCAAAUGACGGCUCUUACUGCCAAGAAAACGUGAAUUCAAAUUGCCACUUAGAGCGUGCCUGCAUUGCUGCAAAUGUUAAUAAAACUUUAAAAAGAAUUGGACCCAUAAAAGAGCAGAUGACUUUAUUCCAUGAAAUCUACAGAAAUUCUGAGGCUGAGCUCUCUCUGACGGAUAUAAUCACGUACAUAGAGAUACUAUCAGAAUCACCUCCAUUACUAGACCACAUAAACAGCACCAAUUCAGCCAAGGAUGCCCGUUUCAAUUCUUCUCUUACUGAAUUUGUAAAAACCAUCAAUAAUUUUGUUCAAAAUAAUGCAGUUAAACUUUGGGAACAAUUACCUACAAAUCACAGAAGACUACAUCUCACAAAACUGAUGCACACUGCUGAGCAUGUUACCUUAAGGCUCUCUCAGAACUUCCAAAACACUACUCGGUUCGAUAUGAGUUCUACUGACGUGGCUCUCAAAGUUUUUGUUUUUGAUUCAAACCAAAUGAAGCAUGCUCACCCCCAUAUGAAUGUGGAAGGAGGCUAUGCAAAAGUAUUCCCAAAGAAAAAAACUUCAUAUUACUCAACUGGCAAUGUUGUAGUUGCAUUCCUGUGCUAUAAGAGCAUUGGUCCCUUGCUUUCCUCCUCUGAGAACUUCUUACUGGACCCUCAAAAUGAUAAUUCUGAAGGGAAGGAAAAAGUCAUUUCUUCAGUGAUUUCUGCCUCAAUUAGCUCAAAUCCACCCACAUUGUAUGAACUUGAAAAAAUUACAUUUACACUAAGCCAUGUAAAGCUCUCAGAUAGGUACAGGACACAAUGUGCCUUUUGGGACUAUUCAGCCGAUGCCAUGGAUAACGGCAGCUGGUCAUCAGAAGGCUGUGAGAUGACAUACUCAAAUGAAACCCACACCUCCUGCCGCUGUAGUCACCUGACGCACUUUGCAAUUCUGAUGUCAUCUAGUACGUCCAUUGAUAUUAAGGAUUAUAAUAUCCUGACCAGGAUCACUCAGCUUGGGAUAAUCAUCUCCCUGAUUUGCCUCGCCAUAUGCAUUUUCACCUUCUGGUUCUUCAGUGAAAUUCAGAGCACCAGGACCACAAUUCACAAGAACCUCUGCUGCAGCCUUUUUCUUGCAGAGCUUGUUUUCCUUGUUGGGAUCAACAUGAAUACAAAUAAGCUGGUCUGCUCUGUCAUUGCUGGCCUACUCCAUUACUUCUUCUUAGCUGCCUUUGCCUGGAUGUGCAUUGAAGGCAUACACCUGUAUCUCAUCGUUGUUGGAGUCAUCUACAACAAGGGGUUUCUGCACAAGAACUUUUAUAUCUUUGGCUAUCUCAGUCCAGCUGUAGUUGUUGGAUUCUCAGCAUCUUUAGGAUACAGAUACUAUGGCACCACCAAAGUAUGUUGGCUAAGCACUGAAAACAACUUCAUUUGGAGCUUCAUAGGACCAGCAUGUUUAAUCAUUCUUGUUAAUCUCUUGGCCUUCGGAGUUAUCAUGUACAAAGUGUUUCGCCACACAGCUGGGUUGAAACCAGAAGUAAGCUGCUGUGAGAACAUAAGGUCUUGUGCCAGAGGAGCGCUGGCCCUGCUCUUCCUCCUGGGGACCACCUGGGUCUUCGGGGUGCUCCACGUAGCACAUGCCUCCGUGGUGACUGCUUACCUCUUCACAGUCAGCAAUGCUUUCCAAGGGAUGUUCAUUUUCUUGUUCCUGUGUGUUCUAUCUAGAAAGAUUCAAGAAGAAUACUAUAGAUUGUUCAAAAAUGUCCCCUGUUGUUUUGGAUGUUUAAGGUAAACAAAGAGAACCCCUCAUAAUUACACCUGCGAUGAGAUGAAAA